Messenger RNA from Cajanus cajan (pigeon pea), 2091 nucleotides. RefSeq names its product protein CANDIDATE G-PROTEIN COUPLED RECEPTOR 7. Lineage: Eukaryota; Viridiplantae; Streptophyta; Magnoliopsida; Fabales; Fabaceae. Gene Ontology annotation, cellular component: Golgi apparatus; membrane. The record is from RefSeq and is a predicted model, not a curated record. Gene Ontology annotation, biological process: transport.
GGCAGAUGGCACAGACACGACAAUUCAAGAAGAUCAACAAUUUUGCAUGUGAUGUGAUAUUAGUAGUUUAAAUGGGCCAGAGGCAUUGACGGAGGAGAUUGUUGGGCUUAUAUGGAGAGAGUUGCAGGCCCGUGGAGUGCGUGUGUGUAGGUGGUGUUUGAUGCAGAUUCAGAUCUACGAUAUGAGAUUGAUAAAUGAAAAGUGAUAAGUGAUGAGAAAAAGAACAUGGAGAUUUGAGAUCAGAUCCAUUGAGUAGAGUUUGUUCCGAUGGCGGCGACCAUAGCUCUCCUGGCCCUGGUCCUGGUGCUCAUCGUGUCCCCCUCGGCGGCGGAGAUAAAGUCCCUGAGCAUAAAGUCGGACAAGCGGGCCAUGAUCCUGUUGGAGAAAUUCGGGUUCACGCACAAGGGGCACGUGUCGAUCGCCGUGUCGUGGGUGUCGGUGGGAGUGCUGUCCUCCGGCGUGCAGGCGGAGUCCUCGCGGCUGGGGUUCUUCCUCCUGAACGAGGAAUCGCUCCUCCAAGUCCUGAUGGAGAUCCAGCAGAACCCCUCCUUCUGCGUUCUGGACUCCCACUACAUCUUCCUCCUCUUCACCUUCCGCGAACUCUCCCCUCCCCCAUUGGCCUCCUUCAACCGCUCCUACCCGGUCACCUCCCCCAACGAAUACAGCCUCUUCUUCGCCAACUGCGCACCGGAAACGUCGGUCUCCAUGGUCGUCCACACCGAGGCCUACAAUCUCCACGCCGACAACUCCCGCGACUUCCUCUCCGCCGGCCAGACCCACCUCCCCUCUCUCUUCUCCCUCUUCUCCGUCGCCUACCUCGCCUUCUUCGCCUUCUGGCUCUACAUUUGCUACACCAACAACCGCUCCGUCCACCGCAUCCACUUCCUCAUGGCUCUCCUCCUCCUCAUGAAGGCCCUCAACCUUAUCUGCGCCGCCGAGGAUAAGCACUACGUCAAAGUCACCGGCCUCCCCCACGGCUGGGACGUUCUCUUCUACAUCUUUCAGUUCAUCCGCGUCGUUUUGCUCUUCACCGUCAUCGUUUUGAUCGGGACUGGAUGGUCUUUUCUCAAACCCUUCCUCCAAGACCGGGAGAAGAAGGUCUUGAUGAUCGUCAUUCCCCUUCAGGUUCUCGCCAACUUGGCCUCCGUCGUCAUCGGCGAGACCGGCCCUUUCAUCAAAGAUUGGGUUACUUGGAAUCAGGUUUUCUUGCUUGUCGAUAUCAUCUGUUGUUGUGCCAUCAUUUUCCCCAUUGUCUGGUCCAUUAGGUCCUUGAGAGAGACCUCCAAAACCGACGGCAAAGCUUCUAGGAACCUCGCAAAAUUGACGCUUUUCCGCCAGUUUUAUAUCGUUGUUAUUGGGUAUCUCUAUUUCACCAGGAUCGUGGUCUUUGCGUUGAGGACCAUUGCUGCUUAUAAGUACCAGUGGGUGAGUAAUGCUGCCGAGGAGACUGCCAGUCUUGCUUUUUAUGUUGUCAUGUUCUAUAUGUUUAGACCUGUGGAGAAGAAUGAGUACUUUGUGCUUGACGAGGAGGAGGAGGAGGCUGCGGAAAUCGCUCUCAAGGAUGAGGAGUUUGAGCUUUGAACAUUUUUCUCCACAACCCUUUAAACCUUCACUGUCCACAAGGGAAUACUAUACUGCCUCUAUGUUUAGCUGCUUCUUUUUUUGGAACAAUUCUGCGGGAUAGCAAAAGGUUUUCUGCUUUUCUUUUCCUCGUUUCGAGAUGUAUGUCACUUGAGAAGUUGUACUACUGAGAUGAGAUGAGAUGAGAUUUGAUGUUCUUUUCUUGAUCAUGCUGCGCACAGGUGCUGUACAUUUCUCAAUUCAUUCAUUACUUUCUUUCUUUACCUAAACAUUCCAUAGCUGUAUAAUGUUGUUGCAUUCCUUCACGUUUAGCAUCUGUGUGCAAUUAUAUAUAUCAUGUUAUGUUAAUACUCAAUUCAAUGUGCAUGUGCUGCACUUUCUUUCUAAAGAAAUCAAGGAGUUGCUGUCGUAAUUCGUUCGCACUGUUUUUUUUUUUUUUUCCAUGUAGUUUUGAUGUACAAGGUCGUGAAUCUUGAUCUUUUCAAAUAAUGUAAUCUGGCUGCUUCUUUA